Messenger RNA from Lates calcarifer (barramundi perch), 3684 nucleotides. RefSeq names its product solute carrier family 25 member 37 (gene slc25a37). NCBI's taxonomy places the organism in Eukaryota, Metazoa, Chordata, Actinopteri, Centropomidae. Gene Ontology annotation, biological process: iron import into the mitochondrion. Gene Ontology annotation, cellular component: mitochondrial membrane. The coding region runs from base 122 to 1132 and encodes 336 amino acids. The transcript has 4 exons. The record is from RefSeq and is a predicted model, not a curated record. Gene Ontology annotation, molecular function: ferrous iron transmembrane transporter activity.
AACGUCACACGGGCGCUGGAACUCCACUAAGUAGUGAUGAUGUUGUGGUUGUUCAUGCCGCCAGCUCCUCUCUGAGUGUCAUCUUACUUAGGAGAAGACCCUCUGUGAGAGUUCACCACGCAUGGCGUUGACCUCGGACCGUGCGGUGGCAACACUGGAGAUGUCGCAGAUCAAAAGCAAAGACGAUGAGCCUUUUAACAGUGACGGUGACUACGAGAGCUUGCCACCUCAUGUCUCAGUGGCGACCCACAUGACAGCGGGCGCCGUGGCUGGUAUACUGGAGCACACGGUGAUGUAUCCCGUGGACUCUGUCAAGACAAGGAUGCAGAGUCUGCAGCCAGACCCCAAUGCACAGUACAGGAGUGUGUAUGAGGCUCUGAAAAGAAUCAUCCAGACAGAGGGAGUCUUCAGACCGCUGAGGGGCCUCAACAUCACCAUGAUGGGAGCCGGACCUGCCCAUGCGCUCUACUUCGCCUGCUAUGAGCGGGUCAAACGCUCACUAAGUGACGUCAUCCAGAGCGGAGGCAACAGCCAUUUAGCAAAUGGUAUGGCAGGUAGUGUGGCCACUGUUCUCCAUGAUGCAGUUAUGAACCCAGCUGAAGUGGUAAAGCAGAGGAUGCAAAUGUACAACUCUCCAUAUCGUGGACUUUUGGACUGUGUUCGAACGAUAACACGUACUGAAGGCAUUGGAGCCUUCUACCGCAGCUACAGCACACAGCUAACCAUGAACAUCCCUUUCCAGGCCGUUCACUUCAUGACCUACGAGCUGAUGCAGGAACAGUUAAAUCCCCACAGACAUUACCAUCCUGGCAGCCACAUAGUGUCAGGAGCAGCAGCGGGAGCCGUCUCUGCAGCAAUAACCACUCCACUUGACGUUUGUAAGACGCUGCUCAACACACAAGAGAAUGUAGCGCUCAACUCCAUGAACAUCAGCGGCCACCUGACAGGAAUGGCUAACGCCUUCAGGACAGUGUACCGGCUCGGCGGUCUGACAGCCUUCUUCAAAGGGGUCCAAGCGAGGGUUAUAUACCAGAUGCCCUCCACUGCCAUUGCCUGGUCAGUGUACGAGUUCUUCAAGUACUUCCUGACGAAGCAGCAGCUGGAACAAGAGCCAGGACCUGGCCAGCUGUAAUGGAAAAUAUGUUACAGCAACCCACACCUAGACUGAUGAAAGAAAACUCCAACCUGAACGUGUGUGAGCUCAACAUGUUUUUCCACUGUUGAGGAAAUGAUAUUAAUUAUUGUCUCACAGGGAAGUCACCAUGAGGUAGAGGUGUGUAAGAGAACGACACUUCUCAUGGGUCAUUAAGAGUUAGGAUGAUGUUGCACAACCAGGAUAUGCAGAGAGAUGACUAUUCUUAAAGGGACAUAUAAACAGAGUGUCAUCUUCUUCCUCCUCCAAUCCACAAACCCAUCAACCACAACUCUCCAAACUCUCUUCUCUACAUGUGGUGAUCGUAUAAUUAAGUUGUCUUGAAUGAUGUUUAUAAUUCUUAAUAUUGGAAUGUUUUAUUUAUUUUGCUAGCUUUCUGAGGCUUGUAUUUUAUGGAUGCGGAAGAAACACAAUGGUGUUUGUUUGUUUUGUUUCAUGGUCUAUUUAUAAAGAACCAUUACAACACAUUCCUUAUUUCCACUCCAUGGCGGACAGGACAGUUGCGCUUUCCAAGUGCCUCAUAAAUAUUAAACGCUGCUUCACCUUUUAUUUCUUUUUUGCGUACCUGUUUGUAACAGAGAAAAUCUUUCCACAUUUUUUUUUGGUCCAAGUUCUAUCAAAAAUGCGCACAAUUCUUUUACAAAAAUCACUCUCUGGUUCUUAAUGUUGUUAAUCAUUUGUCGAAUAUGAACAUGCUAAACCAGAAGGUGCUUUGGGUUUUCUUCAGUUAUUGUCUCUGCACCAAAUGGUCAGAAGCCAAUUGGCAGAAAUUCUCUUGUUCUUUUGUAACUGUUUUUUGCAUUAAUUGCAAAAUACUACGUUUCUCCUACCCUGAGAGAGUCUCUUUCUCUCAGCGUCAAAGUGUGUAGGCCGUAACGGUCCAGUUAUUUGCCUUGUUAAAGCGCAGGACUACAACUCUCCUGAAUCACGCACAAUAACCAGUUGCAGAAAGAGGGCAGCUUGUGUAUAUGUAUUCAGACACAUGGAUACAUAUAUUUUGAGGGUGGCUAUUUCUGAGAAACUUUGAUAUGCAGGUCCAAACGUGGAUCAAAUAAGGCUGUUACUUGAGAUGAUGGCCACGUCUCAACCUUUAUGUGCAUUUGUACUGGUGAGAUGUGUAUAUGUGUCAUAAUGACCUUUAACCUUUAACCAAAAGGUUGUAGAUUGUAUAUAAAAUAUUUUUAGAGUCUAAGUUUGUCUGAAACUUAAAGUGCAGACUUCCUGUGAUCCAAAAUGUAACGCUAUGACUUUAAUUCUGCUUUGAAACUGACCAGUAAUGUUGGGCACUCUUUGUUACCAUGAGACCAGUAAAAUCAGCUGGUAAGCAGGCAAUGCAGUUUCUUUUAUUUUCACUCAUCCUGUUGUAGUUAAACAUUUCCUGUGUGCUCACUGCUCUCUCCAGCCUAUUGUCUAUUUUUGAUUCUGUGGUCAAGACAUUCCUCCAGAUAUUGAUGUAAUCCAGUAAGCAGCCAGAUUUAUUUGUUUUUAAUUAUGGAGGUUUUUUUCUUACUCUGGAAAAGUUCAGAGAGUUCGACAAGAUUACAGUGGUCUCACGACCCCCUUAACAACAUAUUCUUUGUGCUUGUACAGUUAAUAUACCAAAGACAUGCAUUGUAUUCUAUGCAUCUUACUUUUGAACCUGUAUUGAUGAUGAUGUGUGCCUGCCUGCUGUUAAUUUUUCUCCCCCACAUAGUUUGCGCCUAGAGUAGGGUUAAGUUACCUCAUCACUUGAAUUCUUCAGUAGCUUUCAUUUCGCUCUAGAGCUCUUUUCAUCUGCUCCUCACUGACUGCUAAAGUAUCUGAGCAAAAGCAGUUAUAAGUGUUUAUGUUAUUAGGAAUAUUUUGGAAAGUUUCAGUAUGUUUGGAAGAUUACAUUGUGACCUAAUUUUUAUUGACUGAUCAAUUGAUUUAUAUUAUAUGAACUUAUAUUGAAUAUAGUUACACGUGCAAUAUGAAUUUCGCAUGAAUAGAUAAGAUGUUAAGCUUGAAUAUAAAAGCAGCUUAAUUACCAUUGGUUCAUACAGCUGUUUCAUCCUAAGUCUACCCAUAGUUACAGAGUGUUGCCCACAUUGUGUUGUUUUUUUUUCAUCUGGAUCCACUGACCAAACUACUCUUUUAAGUUUAUCACAUGAUAAACAAAAGUAAAAUGAAGCCAUUAUACUUGCAGUCAACACUGCUUUCGUUCCUGCAUCAUUCCUCUAAAGUGUCUGUUCGUCAUUGAGACUCAUAAUUGAAAAAACUGUGCUGCAACACGUGUCCAAGUACUUUUAACAUGAUAAAGAAGUGUUUCUGAUAAAUACUUACAUUUUAAAGGAGAGAGUAGAGCUGAUAUUCUGUGUGGGGAUUUUCAUAAUGUAAAUAUUUUUAUGCUAUUUACGCACAAAAAUGAUCAAAAUGGGAGUUUGGAUAAUUUUUUGCUGAGUGCCAUCUCCAGAACAGGAAUGCUUGGAAGUUUGACCAUGCAAAUAUGAUUGUAAUAAUGCUGCUACAGUAUGUAACACUGGAGCUAAAAUAAACAUGCAACUAAGGAA